Stegodyphus dumicola is the source of this 598-nucleotide messenger RNA. RefSeq names its product small ribosomal subunit protein uS8. Gene Ontology annotation, molecular function: structural constituent of ribosome. Gene Ontology annotation, cellular component: ribosome. Gene Ontology annotation, biological process: translation. NCBI's taxonomy places the organism in Eukaryota, Metazoa, Arthropoda, Arachnida, Araneae, Eresidae. The record is from RefSeq and is a predicted model, not a curated record.
GAUGGUUUUCAACGAUAACAUAGGAUAAACUGUCGCUUAUGUUGGCAAUGUGAGAAUUUUGAGGUGCGCUGUCUCUGGUCCUGAAUGAAAUUUCAGGGAAUCUUUUAACAUCAUAUUUUGAGAACAAAUAUAUAUCUUUAUAUUUGGUACAAAUCAUAGAUUGUCCAGAAUGGUUCGAAUGAAUGUCCUUGCAGACACUCUUAAGUCGAUAAACAACGCUGAAAAACGAGGAAAACGUCAAGUUCUAAUUCGACCAUGUUCAAAAGUAAUUAUCAAGUUUUUAACAGUGAUGAUGAAACAUGGUUACAUAGGAGAAUUUGAAAUUGUAGAUGACCACAGAGCAGGAAAAAUAGUUGUGAAUUUAACUGGGCGACUAAAUAAAUGUGGUGUUAUCAGUCCACGCUUUGAUGUACAGCUAAGAGAUUUAGAGAAAUGGAUGAGAAAUCUUUUGCCUUCCAGACAGUUUGGGUAUCUUGUUUUAACCACAUCAGGAGGCAUUAUGGACCAUGAAGAAGCAAGAAGGAAGCAUCUUGGUGGGAAAAUCUUGGGAUUUUUCUUUUAGUGUAUCAUCAGUAAAAAAAAUAAAGUUAAAAAAAUA